This is a messenger RNA of Amoebophrya sp. A120, 4070 nucleotides long. NCBI's taxonomy places the organism in Eukaryota, Dinophyceae, Syndiniales, Amoebophryaceae. The record is from the annotation of a GenBank genome assembly.
UGGAAAAUUACAGCUGCGAAGCUCGACAGUAGAUGAUGAAGAUGAACAGCCCAGCACUUCGACAAACAAAUAAAGCAUGACGAUGAAAAAGCGUAUACUAAACACUCGCUUCUCGAGGUUUCAUCAACCAUGAACGCAAGAUAAAUAAACUGAAAGAAUGGUGUGUUGCGGUUGGUGUUGCGGUGACGACACCGAGCUUCUAGUCGAUGCCGAUACCCCGGCGAAGGACCAAUUGCGCCAGGUCGUCGUAGACCAUUCGAAGGCGGCUGUAGUUGCGGUCGACGUCGACGACAGCACCACGGCAUUGGAAAAUGUCCCACUGAUGGCAGCAUCCACAGCUUUUGAGGAAGCAAGCGCAGCACAGGAAAAUCUUACCCCCGACGAUGUAGACCCAGGCGGUGUUCUUCCAGCAGCUCCCAAGAAAGAAGAUCAAGAGCGCAAGUCAAAACUGAUUCCACCCUUGACUUUUUUACCGACGCCCGCCAUCAAAAGCAGUAUUCGGACCAGUGCAGGGUCGUCUGUUGCUGCUCCUAAUGCAGCAUCUCGAAGAUCGUCUACCAACUCCAACACCACAACAGCAUCGACCCAAAUAAAUCUCCAACCUUCCGGAGAUCAGGCGCAGCGCAACAGUGCGGCGGCCCGUCGGCCUUCCGGGUCGAGUUUUCAGUUGAAGCCGCGGAUUUCGGGGUUUAAUUUUGUCGGAACUACGCAGAAAAAACCGCUGGGAGGUGAAGCCACCACAAGUACCUCAACGAUCAUCCCCCGGCCCAGUGAGGACGAUGAAGAUGGUGCAGCUCCUGCUGGUGUUGAUCCACGACCUCGAGGAACUACAUCCUCAAAUGCGGGCAGCAAAAAAUCUUCCAUAACGAGCUACUCGGAGCGAACUACAGGUGGAACAGCUUCGCCACUUAAUCUCUCACCCACCGGUGCGAAAAGAACGGUUACGCAAACGAAGUCGCAAUUUUCCUUUGGUGAGGAGGGGGUGUACGGCGAACUCCGCACGACAACCGAUGAGCACCACGACAACAACGAUCACGAGCAAUUGCACGACGAAGUGCGGGAACAGAUCGCGAACAUCGAUAAGGUUUUGAAACACGAGGAAUCUACGUUGAACAGUCGCGACUUCCGCAGCCUGAUUCGGCGCGAGGAGGAGGACCAUUUACGCGGCCUGCCCUCGUUCGUCCACAAAGCGAAAGCGGGGCUGAAAACCGCGGUGACUGGUCUGUCUGAAGUCGGCGACAGUAGUACAACGACCCGGGAUGGUACUAGCUUAACCGACGCAUCAUCAGUCGGAAGGAGGACCGGCGACGGGGAGAAAAUGUUUCGCGACGCGGCGGAAGGUGUGAAACUGAAAAGUGAGGAAAGCGUUGUUCCACCCAGGAGUGCGAGUGCCAAUAGCAGUGGUGGACGUUCUGGUCCGUCUCAGCAAACUACUACACAAGCAUCUUCUAUCCCAAGAUUGUCCUCAAGGCCGGAAAGUGAAAGAGUUCCCUCGAUCCCCAGCGCCGAAGAUCGCUCGUUUAUCAAAUUUCCGUCCGCAUUGCGGAAUGUCAGCGGCGCUUCCGGAUCCCGAGCUACGGGUGGUGUCCCGAGUGCGUUCAAGGACUACAGCUCGGCCGGGGAUUCGAUACUGCGCUCGGACGACAGUACUAUGAUCCCCUCCUCGGGAGUAGCUGCACCUGGUGCACAGCCGACCAGCAGCGGGAUGUCGUCCAAUAUCAGCAGUUAUGCCUCGCAGAACAGUGUUGACUCGCGAAUCACAGAACAAGUAUCGCAGAUGAACAAAGACAACAAACGGGGUGGAAACAUCAAUACGAAUACGUCGAAUAGGCCUAGCUCCUCGGCCGCCAGCAUUCUCGACGACUCCCGCGUGACGGAGCAAACGCAGAACUAUCAUGCGCAAAAUUGAUAUCUUCGUGCCCGUACUGAUUGCACUCGUGCGUGACAGGUGUGUCUUUUUACUAGUCAGCGACAUACUCUUGUUCGUUGAUUCUGGAAAACGAAAAGCUUGUGGUGUAAUUAGUACAAACUCACACGAUAUUAUUUUUGAACUGCAUAAGAACAAGCGAGGCACCACCACCACUGCGGCUACAUUCACGUUCGGCACUACCGUUCUCUCCGCCCCAGGAACUGCAGCUGGACAAAGGGACAAGGAGGGGGGUGCGACGGUAGUACACGGUGUAAAACAAGGAGAACUACACCCGGCAGGGCACACGCAUACAGCUACCUUCGGGGAUAGCGAUGUUGAGGCUGCUGCUGAACAACAGCAAAACCGUCAAACCAAUAACAGUAAGUCGGAGAUGAAUUACGUGGAAGGCGAGCACCAUCGGGAAAGGGAUGGCUCAACAUCAGGGUUCCAGUGGUCAUCCUCCUCCUCAUCCGCUUCGGGGAAUGAUUCUAGCAACGGGGUGGACGACGACGUGGCAGCUCCCGUGGGCGUCGUGAGGAACAAGGAAGCGUCGAAUCGCAGGGCAACUCCUGAUUUCGGUACAACCACGACUGCUUCGCCUGCUCUCAUUCCGUCACCGUCGAUACCAACCAGAACCAUCGUCUCGACCAGCCCGAACAGCCGAAAACCCGGUGCAGUUGAUGCGCAGGAACGACCCAGAAGUAGAGGAAUGACAGCCCCGAAAGGUGUUAGCAUUCCCAGUAAUACCAUCACAUCUAUCUCGCCCCACAUGUCCGCGGCAGCGCGUCUAGCGGCACGGCGGUCGGCGGCUAGAGCGAAAGCGACUGCAGCUUCGGGCACUGGGAGAGGAGGUAAUGUUCCUACUUCUUCAUCUUCUACCGGUGUGGUAGAUCAUGCUAAGAAGACGUCGGCGGGGGAUGAUGUUAUGUAGGGAGCGGUCGGAGUGAACCUGAAAACCAGGAGCCUGUUACCUCCAAAAUACACAGCUUCGAAAUUGACUUCGUUUUAGGCUUUACAGAAACAAUUGACAUGAACUAAUCACAGCUAACACUAACGUAAACUAAUUUUUGGCUUGCUCCUUAUUAUACACAGUUUCUUGAAAAUACACCUUCUGGUAGAAGUUGGCAGUUACUUGCUACAGAAGUUUGAAAUUGAAAAAUGCGGACUUGAAACCUUUCUUGACUGAUUUGAAAACCUGUAUCUGAAGUUGAUAUUGACAGCUAUUUCGCUUCUCCUGAAAAAUUUGCACAUCGAUCGAUCGUCGCCGUGGUUACGACCAGCACCAGCAGUCUUGCGGAGAUCGAAAUUCAAAUUGACAUCUACGUUUGGCUUUGGACAACUACUACUACAUUGAAAUCGAAAAUUAGUUUUGGAUGAUUGAUGAAAAGAUAUGACACGGUGGAGCCAUGGACAUGGUCAUGGACAUCGUGUUGGUCGACUGCGCCUGCCACGUCAUACGCAAGUACAACGGGUUUCGCUCCGGCAUUGCUCAGUAAGUCGGCUCUAUUUCGUUCUACUUGCUCUAUCGUAGACUCGUUUUCGCGCUGCGUCAUCGUUAUUUCGAUAUUGUUGAGCUCUUAUUUCGUGGGUAAAGCUUUCGUGUCUUUUCAGCAGCGGAGGGCUGGUCGAGCUCGAGGGUGACAACAUAAUCGUUCUUCACAUUUCGUGAAUCGUGGUCAUCUUCACGUAGCGACGCUGGUUUUGUGUAAACGUGCUUGUCAUAAACAUCAUCUCAUCAAUUUUCCUCUGCAGCAACACGACCACAGGCGUUUGGCCGAUUUAGUUUUUGAUUCUGCUGCUGAAAGAGAAAAUCGAAGAAAAAGACUGUAGUGUACGAAUAGAAAACCGCAGUCAACUACAGGAACAAUGGCCUCCGCCUUGAUGAUCUGCGGCGGUGGCGUGCUGACGCUGCUUUUUUUGAAAUUCCUGGGCCAGUCAGUGAAGAAAAAGCGGAAAGCGACGGGUUCGAAGUACCAAGCAGGUGGCGGUGCUGCACGGGGGAAGAAAAAAUGAACAGGAGGAUAUUGCUGUAGUUGCUGGCCGUCGUGAAUUUCUCAAACAGAAGAUAAUUUUUCAAGAAAGCUAGUUAUCGAGCUAGUCGUGUUAACCAGUAUCGUCAGUCCGAUCUCGAACAGGUAAAGCUCAAAAGUGUGGCUUUGAU